This is a messenger RNA of Thunnus maccoyii (southern bluefin tuna), 1771 nucleotides long. RefSeq names its product rho-related GTP-binding protein RhoF-like. NCBI's taxonomy places the organism in Eukaryota, Metazoa, Chordata, Actinopteri, Scombriformes, Scombridae. Gene Ontology annotation, biological process: cell migration; small GTPase-mediated signal transduction. Bases 172 to 903 code for a protein of 243 amino acids. The record is from RefSeq and is a predicted model, not a curated record. Gene Ontology annotation, molecular function: GTP binding; GTPase activity. The transcript has 7 exons.
GCUGCCAUCUGUGCCUAAGUGACUGUAGCGAUCAGCUAGUCCUCCACUGGAGGUUAACACGCCCCAACAGGUGAUGGAGAGCAUCACCUGUAACGUUAUCCUUCCCUACUAAAUUACAGCUUGUAAAAUGAAACAAACCCAAACAAACAAGUUCGUCGCUCAGGUUGGUUUAUGGAUCCAUCCGCUGGAACGACUAUAGAUCCUCCGUAUAUACACUGCCAGGACCAGCAGUCACUGAAGCAUCCUUCCUCAUCUGUCAUUCUACAAAACAUGAGCCAGAACACAUCAGGAGUGAAGAGAGAACACACAGUCCAACAAGAGGAAUUCAAAGUUGUUAUUGUUGGAGACAAAUGUUGUGGGAAAACUUCGCUAAUCACAGUUUACACUAAAGGAGUCUUUCCAGAGGAAUAUGUCCCAUCUGUGUUUGACAAGAGUGUUGUCAAUACAAGGUACAGAGGCCAACAGUUUCGCUUACAUCUCUAUGACACUGCAGGUCAAGAGGAGUAUGAUCGCUUGCGGCCUCUCUCCUACCAGAACGUCAAUGUGGUGCUGAUCUGCUACAACAUCAUGUGUCCUUCAAGUUUUGAUAAUGUCUUCGUAAAGUGGUACCCUGAGGUGCAGCAUUUUUGUGAUGGAGCACCCAUCAUCCUUGUUGGUUGCAAAGCAGACCUACGUGAGGACAAAAUCCUGGUCAAGAAACUGUGGGCAUCGGGCCAGAACGCUGUCACAUAUAUUCAGGGAGAAGAAGCCAGGAGGAAAAUCAAUGCCGUGCUGUAUUUGGAGUGCUCUGCCAAAUACAAGGAAAAUGUGAAGGACUUAUUCAGGGAAGCAACAAAACGAGCACUGGCGGCAACAACACCAGAAAAAGUGAGAGAGCGAGGAGGGGUGUGUGCUUUGUUGUGAUGCACGCUUAUAGAUGUCACUGACUGACAGUAGCUGCACUGCAUGUCCGGACACAUUUCCUGUGUGGGUUUCCUUUUAACUUCAUAGUGUGAUAUACAUUUUUGAUGUUAGAUUAUAUUGUUUGUCUGCUUUCCUGUUACAAUAAAUAGAUAUAAAACUCACAAGUCAUCUCAAAUGUGUUUUAUUUGCAAACCAGCAACAAAAAGUCCUGGUGAAUCUCACCAAGUUACAAAGCCGCAGCGUCGUGAGCUUCUACCACCACAUGUAAGCAAAACUAAAAACACAUUUACUCAAUAUUCACGUUUAAGUUGUACUUUGGCACAAGCAAUGAAACUUCUGUAUAUACAGUAACAUACACUGGGUUAAAUAAAUAAACCACAAAAAUGAACCGUAAAGAACAUGCAGACAUUUGCAGUAAUAUGUUUUUAAAGAAGGCACAUGUAACAGAGGUGUUGACCUGAAUAAUCUGUCUCCAUUUAAUUCCUUCUGAAGUUCACACAUAAACAGUUCUUUGGAGAGAAGCAAUAACCGUUUUACUAGUCUAUAAGUUACCAACACGAUAUGGCUCCUUGUUCUCUGCUAACUGUCAGAGAUAUUAUCGUCUGGCCAGAACAAUUUUAACGCAAAUUUGGGAAGCCUUGGUCAACUGAAAACUACUUUACAAUAAAUGUAGACGGUAUGUGUUGGGGUAGGUGAUACAGACAAAACUGAUGCACUGAUUGCAAUAUUUACGAAGGCAAUAUAAAUACAGCAUGUUGUAACAGUCACUUAAGUGUUCAAAAUCACAUGACAAAAAUUCAAACUCAUGUUCAUCACAGUGGUUAAGACGAUUGUACUGUUUUUUGUUGACCAAAAGCCUAAAUUUAAA